AUGGAGCGGGACGGCUGCGCUGGGGGCGGGAGCCAAGGCGGCGGCAAGGGCGGGCGCGGCCCCCGGGAGGGCCUGGCGGGGAACGGCCGCGACCCGAGCCACGGCCAAGCCUCCGAGGCGCCCGGGGACCCGCAGGCAGCCGCGUCCUUGCUGGCGCCCAUGGACCUGGGGGAGGAGCCGCUGGAGAAGGCGGCGGGCGCCCGCCCUGCCAAAGACCCCAACACCUAUAAAGUGCUCUCGCUGGUAUUAUCGGUAUGUGUGUUAACAACAAUUCUUGGUUGUAUAUUUGGGCUGAAACCAAGCUGUGCUAAAGAAGUUAAAAGUUGCAAAGGUCGCUGUUUUGAGAGAACUUUCGGGAACUGUCGCUGUGAUGUGGCCUGCGUUGACCUUGGAAACUGCUGUCUAGAUUACCAGGAGACGUGUAUAGAACCAGAACGCAUAUGGACUUGCAACAAAUUCAGGUGCGGUGAGAAAAGGUUGUCCAGAAGCCUGUGUGCCUGUUCCGACGACUGUAAGGAGCGUGGCGACUGCUGCAUCAACUAUAGCGCUGUGUGUCAAGGUGAGAAAAGCUGGGUGGAAGAAACAUGUGAGAACAUAAACGAGCCUCAGUGUCCAGAAGGAUUUGAAAUGCCUCCUACACUAUUAUUUUCUUUGGAUGGAUUCAGAGCAGAAUAUUUACACACUUGGGGUGGACUUCUUCCUGUUAUUAGCAAACUAAAAAAAUGUGGAACAUAUGCAAAAAACAUGAGACCAGUAUACCCAACAAAAACCUUUCCCAAUCACUACAGCAUUGUCACAGGACUUUAUCCAGAAUCCCAUGGCAUAAUUGACAAUAAAAUGUAUGAUCCCAAAAUGAAUGCUUCCUUUUCACUGAAAAGUAAAGAGAAAUUUAAUCCUGAGUGGUACAAAGGAGAGCCAAUUUGGCUCACAGCGAAGUAUCAAGGCCUGAGGUCUGGCACUUUCUUUUGGCCAGGAUCAGAUGUGAAAAUUAAUGGGAUUUUCCCAGACAUCUACAAAAUAUACAAUGGUUCAGUGCCAUUUGAAGAAAGAAUUUUAGCUAUUCUUAAGUGGUUACGGCUUCCUAAAGAUGAAAGACCACACUUUUACACUCUGUAUUUAGAAGAACCAGAUUCUUCAGGUCAUUCAUAUGGACCAGUCAGCAGUGAAGUCAUCAAGGCCUUGCAGAGAGUGGACAACAUGGUGGGCAUGCUGAUGGAUGGCCUGAAAGAGCUGAACUUGCAUCAGUGUCUGAACCUCAUCCUCAUUUCAGAUCAUGGCAUGGAACAAGGCAGCUGUAAGAAGUAUAUAUAUCUGAAUAAAUAUUUGGGAGAUACUAAAAAUAUUAAAGUUAUCUAUGGACCUGCAGCCCGAUUGAGACCCUCUGAUGUUCCUGAGAAAUACUAUUCAUUUAAUUAUGAAAACAUUGCCAGAAAUCUUUCCUGCAGGGAACCAAACCAGCACUUCAAACCUUACCUGAAACAUUUCUUACCUAAGCGUUUGCAUUUUGCAAAAAGUGACAGAAUUGAGCCCUUGACAUUCUAUUUGGACCCUCAGUGGCAGCUGGCACUGAGUCCCUCAGAAAGGAAAUACUGUGGAAGUGGAUUUCAUGGCUCUGACAAUGUAUUUUCAAAUAUGCAGGCCCUCUUUGUUGGAUAUGGACCUGGAUUCCAGCACGGCAUUGAAGUUGACUCCUUUGAAAACAUUGAAGUCUACAACUUAAUGUGUGAUUUACUGAAUUUGACACCAGCCCCUAAUAAUGGAACACAUGGAAGUCUUAAUCACCUUCUCAAGAAUCCUAUUUACACCCCUAAGCAUCCUAAAGAAGUGCAGCCCUCGGUACAGUGCCCCUUGGCAGGAUCGCCCAGAGAUAGCCUUGGCUGCUCCUGCAACCCCUCAAUUUUGCCCAUUGUGGAUUUUCAGACACAGUUUAAUCUGACCACGGCAGAAGAGAAGAACAUUAACCGUGCGAGUUUACCCUAUGGCAGACCUAGACUUCUCCAGAAAAAAAGCAGUGUCUGUCUGCUUUACCAGCACCAGUUUGUGAGUGGAUACAGCCAUGAUGUCCUCAUGCCCCUUUGGACCUCCUACACUGUCAACAGAAAUGACAGUUUCUCUACGGAAGACUUUUCUAAUUGUCUCUACCAGGACCUUCGGAUUUCUUUCAGUCCCAUCCAUAACUGUUCGUUUUAUAAAAAUAAUGCUAAACUGAGUUACGGGUUCCUCUCCCCACCACAACUAAGUAAAGAUUCAAGUCAAAUCUAUUCUGAAGCUUUGCUUACCUCUAAUAUCGUCCCAAUGUACCAGAGUUUUCAAGUGAUCUGGCGCUACUUUCACGACACCCUGCUGCAGAGGUAUGCUGAGGAAAGGAACAGCAUCAAUGUCGUCAGUGGUCCUGUGUUUGACUCUGAUUAUGAUGGACGUUACGAUUCCUCGGAGGCUCUGAAGCGAAACAGAAGAGUAAUUCGUAAUCAAGAAAUUCUAAUUCCAACUCACUUCUUUAUUGUGAUAACAAGUUGUAAAAACACGUCCCAGACUCCCUUGCAGUGUGACAACUUGGAUCCCUUAGCUUUCAUCUUGCCCCACAGGUCCGAUAACACUGAGAGCUGUGUGCACGAGAAGCGUGAGUCCUCAUGGAUUGAAGAGUUGUUAAUGAUGCACAGAGCUCGGAUCAUGGAUGUUGAACACAUCACUGGACUCAGCUUCUAUCAAGAAAGGAAAGAGCCAGUUUCAGACAUUUUAAAACUGAAAACACAUUUGCCAACCGUCAGCCAAGAAGACUGA
Molecule: messenger RNA, 2781 nt
Organism: Oryctolagus cuniculus (rabbit)
Lineage: Eukaryota; Metazoa; Chordata; Mammalia; Lagomorpha; Leporidae
Gene: ENPP1
Product: ectonucleotide pyrophosphatase/phosphodiesterase 1
Biological process (GO): inorganic diphosphate transport; nucleoside triphosphate catabolic process; regulation of bone mineralization
Cellular component (GO): cell surface
Molecular function (GO): polysaccharide binding; scavenger receptor activity; phosphodiesterase I activity
Source: RefSeq, marked provisional